Messenger RNA from Arvicola amphibius (Eurasian water vole), 2678 nucleotides. It is a transcript of the gene Zfand3, whose product is annotated as zinc finger AN1-type containing 3. Bases 128 to 811 code for a protein of 227 amino acids. The record is from RefSeq and is a predicted model, not a curated record. The transcript is spliced from 6 exons. NCBI's taxonomy places the organism in Eukaryota, Metazoa, Chordata, Mammalia, Rodentia, Cricetidae. Gene Ontology annotation, molecular function: DNA binding; zinc ion binding.
CCCCCUCCCCCCGGCCCGUGCCCCCCGCCGCUGCCGCCGCCGCCGCCGCCGCCGCUUCCUUCGAGCGGGGCCCAGGCCCAGCCGCCGCCACCGCCGUCGCCUCCGAGCUCCGCCGCCGCCGAGCACCAUGGGAGACGCCGGGAGCGAGCGUAGCAAAGCGCCCAGCCUGCCGCCUCGCUGUCCCUGCGGCUUCUGGGGGUCCAGCAAGACUAUGAAUCUCUGUUCCAAAUGCUUUGCUGAUUUUCAAAAGAAACAACCAGACGAUGAUUCUGCCCCAAGUACAAGUAACAGCCAAUCAGAUUUGUUUUCUGAAGAGACCACCAGUGACAACAGCAAUACCUCUAUAGCCACACCAACUCUUAGCCCCAGCCAGCAGUCGCUUCCGACAGAACUGAAUGUAACUUCACCGAGUAAAGAGGAAUGUGGGCCAUGCACAGACACAGCUCAUGUCUCAUUAAUCACACCAACCAAAAGAUCCUGUGGUGCAGAUUCACAGUCUGACAACGAGGCUUCACCUGUGAAACGGCCAAGACUACUAGAGAGCACUGAGCGGCCUGAGGAGAGCGGCCGGUCGAAGCAGAAGAGUCGGCGUAGGUGCUUCCAGUGUCAGACCAAGCUGGAGCUGGUGCAGCAGGAACUGGGAUCCUGUCGCUGUGGUUACGUGUUCUGUAUGUUACACCGCCUCCCUGAGCAGCAUGACUGUACGUUCGACCAUAUGGGCCGCGGCCGCGAGGAAGCCAUCAUGAAAAUGGUGAAACUGGACCGGAAAGUGGGGCGCUCCUGCCAGCGCAUCGGGGAGGGGUGCUCCUGAAGGCCACGCAAGGCCACUACACGACGCUGUUCUUAGUUCACUAAUGUUAGCCUUAUUUAGGACAAAGUCAGCCAGACACCUUGUACUGGGCACGCGUCAGACUACAGCCGGCCGUUUCCUUUCUUUAGCCAGCCAUCCUGGUACUGUAGUUUAGGGGUUGAUGGUGGAUGAAAUUGAUUUCUGGCUGGUUACUAAGGUGCCUGCUAGCCAUUGUAUAAAAUUAAAACAUGAAGAAUAUUUUUUUUGAGCAUGGCUAGUGGAUUUAAAACAACACAUACCUGUCACUGCUGGAGUCAAACUUACAAAAGCCUUAAGCGGAUGGAGUGUGUCCAGACUGGACUGAGUCACGAGAGGAGGCGCAGGCCUGACAGUCACACGGCGGCUUUGACAGGAACUCUUCGUGUCCGGCCUUUCACCUCUUCACUUUUGCUUGGUCCCAGCAGGACCUGAUGGCCACGCGGUGCCUUGGCCACGGGAGGCUGCUGAGACUGGCCACGUGGCUGGGCUAGGCAGUGGCCUCGCUCUCCCUCAGUGCUGGAAGUGGGGGGUGGGGAUAGAUUUUUAUGGAGGAAGCUUUUCACCUGAUGUUGUGGGGGAAACUUGUCCCACAAGAAGGAGGACAACUUCACUUUGAAAAUUAGCUCCACUCAAGAUUAGUCCACGCAUGAUCCCCAGCUUUUUUGCACAGGAUCCGUGGAUAUGACCCACUGGCUCUGGCUGCAGCUUGCCAAGAGCAAGAGUGUUGCUCGUGGCAGCCCUGUGGCUGAGGCCUAUACCUACAAGCAGAUUUCUGUAUUUGGAGUUUUUAAAAAAGAUGUUUCAUAGCCUCAAGAAUCUGGGAAAGUUUCUGUCCUUCCUGGCAGGAGUCUCCACUUGUUUCAGUGCAGCCAUAGUCUGAGGACUAACAGGCCACCCACCUCAGGGUAGGUUCAGGAAGGUGGAAGACAGUGGGCUGCACAGGACUGUGGUGUGGCUCUCUCUAGAAUGUUUGGUGGUGGCUAAGGUGGGAGGCAGCUCUCAGACUGGGCCUGAAUGGGGUAGGUACGUGGGGCUGGAUAGAAACCAUUAGCAGUCAUAUGGGCAGGGCUGGGUAGAUGCUGGGAUUCCCUUGAAAGCCUGGAUCAGGUCUAAGUGCCACACACGCGCCAUCUGUCCCAGCCUGGUGGCUUGGCAUGGGGCUGUCCAUGCCUGACUGCUGAUGGAUGGUUUAGCCCAGCGACUUUCUUUGUGUAGUUGAGCAAGGUCUGCUCUCCAUAUGAAUGGUGGAUCUACAAAUACAGUGUCUUGAUCCAAAAUUCCAAAUAGGAAAUCAUGUUCUUCACACCCUACAUCCACUCUGCACCCCGCCAGAUGGGACCCACUGCAGAAUCUCCAGCCUUAAUUCUUGCUUCAGGACCCAGACCAGCGCCUCACUCUAGGGCAGCCCAGGGCAUAGGGGCCAGGUCUGCCCAGCGUUUACCACUGUUGUUAAGCCACAGCCCUCUGGCCACAUGGCCAUCCAUCCUCAGCGAGGCACCACUUGCCCUUCUUACUUAGUCCCUUGUGUCCCAGUAGCAUUGGGAGGGGAGUGCUGGGGACCGUGCACCCAGGGAUCGCAGCCAGGUUCAAGCCUGCUGGGAGAGCUGGGGAGGGAGGAAGGGCUUGUUCCCUGCAGUAUCUGUUCUGUGAAGUUUGUUAAAUGUAAGGGAAGCUGAAAUUCUUGUAUCUUUAAAGAGGAAAUCUUAUUUAACCCGUUGUGUCCUAGAUUGACUUACACACAUAGCCUAGAGCUCAGUUUUAGUUUAACAUUGUGAAAAAUAUUAAAAGAAUCUUGUAACUUUAUUCUUUUUUUUCUCCUGCUGAAAAAAAAUUAAACCAAUCAUAUGGA